CCUGAAACAAUAAGUAGGGGUAUUUGUUGGAACAAACUUGAUCAAUUCCAAUAAAUCGAAUUAUCGAAUACACAGAAUACUCUCUCUCUCUCUCGCUAGAUCUCACGCUUUCUUAUGGCGACCUGCUUUGCUCCUUUGUCUAUCUCAGGCGGAUCUCAACUCAAUGCGCGUGAGCUUUGGUCCACAAAACCCAAUGCAUUUCGGAAAACCCCGAAACUGAUAAUAAAAAAGAAAUCGAACCAAGCGGGAAGUAAUGGAAGGCUAUCUGUUCGUGCUGAGUACCGUGAUGGUAGCGGAAGUGGUGCGGGUGAUUUUGUUGCUGGUUUUCUUCUAGGUGGUGCUGUAUUUGGAACUCUAGCUUAUAUUUUCGCUCCUCAGAUAAGAAGAUCCUUGCUGAAUGAAGAUGAAUAUGGGUUCCAAAAGGCCAGGAGACCGUAUUAUUAUGACAAAGGUUUGGAGACGCGGCAGACCUUGAAUGCAAAGAUAAGCCAACUCAAUUCAGCCAUUGAUAAUGUAUCUUCACGUUUAAGGGGUAACAAUAAUGUCCCUUCGGUGCCAGUUGAAACUGAUCCUGAAGUGGAAGCUACCGUGUGAGAUUUGUUUCCAUUUACCAAAUUAUGGUCUUUGAAUCAAAGGUACUUGGAUAAUAGAUUUUAAAUCUCAACUAUCGCAUAUAUGUUCGGAGUUAGAUAUCUAAGUUUUUUGGGUUCUUCCCCCUUUUUUUGAAUGGAGGUUGUUUGUGGACUUUUAAUAUCUAAAUUUUGUUCUUACGAACAAAAAAAAAAUCUAAAUUGUUCUUUUUGGGUUAAA
This is a messenger RNA of Juglans microcarpa x Juglans regia, 810 nucleotides long. RefSeq lists its product as uncharacterized. The transcript is spliced from 6 exons. NCBI's taxonomy places the organism in Eukaryota, Viridiplantae, Streptophyta, Magnoliopsida, Fagales, Juglandaceae. Gene Ontology annotation, cellular component: chloroplast inner membrane; chloroplast thylakoid membrane. The coding region runs from base 115 to 594 and encodes 159 amino acids. The record is from RefSeq and is a predicted model, not a curated record.